Cyphellophora europaea CBS 101466 is the source of this 1587-nucleotide messenger RNA. RefSeq lists its product as uncharacterized. Gene Ontology annotation, molecular function: zinc ion binding; DNA binding. NCBI's taxonomy places the organism in Eukaryota, Fungi, Ascomycota, Eurotiomycetes, Chaetothyriales, Cyphellophoraceae. The coding region runs from base 1 to 1587 and encodes 528 amino acids. Gene Ontology annotation, biological process: DNA-templated transcription. The transcript has a single exon. The record is from RefSeq and is a predicted model, not a curated record.
AUGAAAUAUGUCAUUGACGAAGUUGGCGACCCCUUUCGCAGUACUCCGCAGACUCGACUCUGGGGCGACCAUCUACAGCUGUACAUGCUCGAGCGGCUUGGACAACCCACGCGGGAAGCCUUGUGGCGGCUGCACUACUCGAAUCAACAGCUUUUGAAGACACAAGGAGCCUUCAAUUCUCUAGGGCGUCGUCUGGGUACAGAUCUCGUGCAGAGCUAUUUUACAUACUCGUACACGCAUCUACCGAUAUUUCAACGUCAUGACUUAAUCACCUUGCAUGAGUCCGGGGCAGGUCUGUCACCGUUGGUUGCCAAUGCUGUCUACUUCAUCGGCACACUUCACUGCAGCAGCAGUACCAUUGAUGCACUUGGUUUCGGCACGCGAUACAUGGCCAGCACGACUUUCUAUCGGCGUGCAAAAGCCCUCUACGAUGCAGACUGCGAGUCAGAUGGCCUGGCAAACGUUCAAGCUGCCAUACUCUUGUCGCACUGGUGGGGAGGACCCAUGGACCCUAAGGACACUUGGCACUGGCUCGGUAUUGCAUCUGGAUUGGCACAGUCGCUAGGGAUGCAUCGAAGCAAAUCGUAUGCAUGCCUACAGCCUCAUCGUCGAACGCUCUGGAGGAGGAUCUGGUGGGUGCUAUACAUCAACGACAUUCACCACGCAGCGGUCUUUGGCCGACCUCCCCAUAUCCAUCCCUCCUUCUGCGAUGUCGGGCCGCUAUCGCAUGCGGAUUUUGACGACGACGACGGGUCCAGGCCGAACGAGUCGACAAUAUACCUCAUUUACCUUGCAGAGUUAGCGCAACGCGUUGCUGGAUGUUUGUUCGCCAAAUUCUUACCCGACGACCGCUCCGCUGAACGUGCAAGUCAUUAUCGCAAGCUUCAUGAUUUCAAACAGACCCUCAGCUCGCAAUGCCCCAUCUCAUGCUCUGCUAUUUCAGCUGACAAGGGAUUCUGGCCCUCAAUGCUGCACCUCUACCACUGCGACUAUCAGAUCGUCUUUCACCGAAUGCUCUCGGACGAAGACGACAGUUCAACGACGUUCACUGCUGCCGGAAACGUCAACAGACUCCUGGAGGACUUGCUAGCAUCUGGCCUGCUGGCCCGCGCUCCAUUCAUGACCUUCCCCGCGAUCUUUGCGUCGAUCUUGGUGAAUAUAAUCCACAUCCGCAAAGGCGAAGCACACAUCAAAACCCUGGCAGAGAGCCGAGCACGCUUCUCCAUGCGCGUCCUGGCCGACUUUGAGGACGCUUGGCCCAUCGUCAUCUGGACUCGGCAUCUGCUCGAACGCCUCCUCAGCACUUCUUCUUCUGAGCAGGGCGACGAGCCGUGGGAAUCGGCCGUCCAACCUCAAGCUACCAGGACCAGCCCUAGGGCACUCCGCGAUGCGAAUAGUCGAAUCCGUCUGCAUGGCCCCGCUGGAUCACCAACGGAACGCAAUCAACCCCAACCGAGCCCGAUAGUUGCUGAUGCCGGCACCGAAACCGACUUUGCAGCCAUGCCUCUCAUGUUCCCAUUUGACGAUCUUGCUGAAGGUGCGGGCCUUUUGGGAACAGAGUUGUGGAAUCUUGAUUGGCAUGGUUGA